Helobdella robusta is the source of this 955-nucleotide messenger RNA. RefSeq lists its product as hypothetical. The record is from RefSeq and is a predicted model, not a curated record. The transcript is spliced from 5 exons. Lineage: Eukaryota; Metazoa; Annelida; Clitellata; Rhynchobdellida; Glossiphoniidae. The coding region runs from base 47 to 955 and encodes 302 amino acids.
AAGUUUCUUCGAUUUUGAGCAACGUUUCAAAGAAGUUAAAGACGAAAUGGCGGAAGGUUUUUGUCAGCGUCAUAGAGAUGUCAAGCUGUUGUUGUUGCUGUCAACUUUCUGUGUUAUCAAGCAGAUGGAGAAGUUUGGGCAAACAACAGAAGUUUUGGAAGCGUGUUUUAAUAUCGUUGUAGCUAAAUCUGAGGCAGUGGCGUCAGCAGCGACAGAGACGCUGUCGACAGCUGCACCAACGAACACGUCAACGGCAGUACUAGCUGCCAAGUGUGUCGCGAUGCUCAUCAACAAAUCGAAAAACGACAACCACAACAGCAACAACAUAGAUACAAUCAUCGAAAGGUAUCAAGAUACAUUAUUGAGAGUCUUUUCUGAAAGUAAGAAAAAAGACCAUGAUGAGAUGAGGUCGAGAUAUUUUGAGAACUGUUUGAUUCUUUGGUCCUGGGUGUCUAAAGCACUCGUUGCCAUGAACCAUCAGUCUCAAACCGUCUUUGCUUUUCAGCUGAUUGACAUGUUGGCCGAACCUGUAUCAUCAUCAUCGUCAUCAAGAACAUUCAGAGUGAGUGACGGAGUAAAGAUAAUAAUGGAUGAGUUCGAUGACGUCAUCAACAUCGAGACCCAUUGCAACCGUCGCUCGGUCAGCAUGAGACAAUUGAACAACAACUUCAACAAAUUAAGCAACAAUUCUUACAAAAACAACAACAAAAACAUCAACAACAACAUCAGCAACAACAACAUCAGCAACAACAACAUCAGCAACAACAACAUCAGCAACAACAACAUCAGCAACAACAACAUCAGCAACAACAACAUCAGCAACAACAACAUCAGCAACAACAACAUCAGCAACAACAACAUCAGCAACAACAACAACAUCAGCAACAACAACAACAACAAAAACAUCAUCAGCAACAACAACAUCAACAUUUUGAGAUUUAUAUAUCAUCCUUGA